Messenger RNA from Leptidea sinapis, 9969 nucleotides. RefSeq lists its product as uncharacterized. NCBI's taxonomy places the organism in Eukaryota, Metazoa, Arthropoda, Insecta, Lepidoptera, Pieridae. The transcript has 14 exons. The coding region runs from base 491 to 3994 and encodes 1167 amino acids. The record is from RefSeq and is a predicted model, not a curated record. Gene Ontology annotation, molecular function: protein binding.
AAUCAGACGUCCAAAAUCCACGCGCUCGCGAUGUUAGUAAAAUUUUAAUCAAAUGACUCAAAAAUGUAAUCGAAUGAAGUUGCGGGUAGUUCCACAUUACCAUAUAAUUUAUUACUUAAAUAGAUUAAGACCAGUGAGAUUGUGCAAAUGAAUUUCAGUGUAUUAAACUCAUUAGAAGGUGCAACUGUGCGCAUUAUUAUGCUAUAAACUUACCCAAUGGAUUUCGUAACUUGGUGAAUAAUAAGUGAAUAUUUGAAUAAAAGUUAUGUGAGGGAUAUAACGUGUGUUAAGGAAAUAGUUUCGCGGAAAUAUUUUGAAAAACAAAUUUGACAUUGGGUUUAUUUUUAAUAUGAAUGUCGCAGAAACAUGUUCUGGCUUGACGCCAAAACUAUAAUAGUCGAGUGUAAACAAACAAAUUAGUGUUGUGUAAUAUAAUUGGCAGAAACAGAGCGUCAUUGUUGCUACGAAACCUUUUCCGGUAAAUCUGAAAAUGGCAAAAAGCGAAGAAUUGAGUGAUACUGAUCGACCUAUUAUAGACGAGAACGUAAUACGGAUUCAACUAAGAAAACCUAGCCACAGAAAAUGGGAAUUACGGACAAGAAAUCUAUCCCUCGGGAUCAAGUUUCCAACAAUACAGCUAUUUGAUAGCGAAGGAAAUUUACUUGUAGAAACGAAUGAUGAAAAUAUAUCCAUAAGCUCUGAUUAUGGCGAAUCUAGUCUAAAAUGUAGUAAAUCUUUACGAGAACGUGAUUUUAAACAUGUUAUUAAACAACCUAUUAGGAAAUGCAAUACGGAUUCAGGAAACAAUAAAUAUACGCGAAUUUAUAAGGAUAAUUUAUCAAUAAACAAUAUUGAUAACAAAACAAACAAUGAUGAUUAUAGCUCAGAUAAUUUAGAUUGUAGUAAUACUGAAAACAUUCCCAACCAAAUAAAUGUAAGUUGUAGUUUAAAUAGCUUAAUAUCAAAUCAAGACACAGCGUUCCUUCAGUCGGAAGGAAUAAUUAGUGACGCUAGUAGUUACAAAAGUUCAGAUAAUGAGAAUUACAAUUUCAAAAAUUACUAUUCAUCUUCUUUGCCAUCCCAAUGUGUUAAAAAGGCUUCAGAUAUUAUUAAAUUUCUCGAGAAGCAAUCGUCUACGAAUAAGUCAACUAACACAGUAACUAAUCAAUGUUUAGGCUUAAGUUUACAAGGUUCACAAUCGUUUAGUAAUGUUCCAGUAAAGAGUAAAUUAAAUGAACACGAAGUUUCAGUAAAUCGUUCCCAAUCAGGUGUUGUAUACAAGCCCCCGCAAAAUAAAAUAUAUUUUCUAAAUACAUACCUAAAGAGUAUAGCAACGCGUAGGGGCUCUAAUCCAGAUUGGCUUACAUUAAACCGGCGGCAAACUGAUGAUUCCCCGCAAAAUUUACAUGGUGCUGUGGAUCGUGUGGAAUCUCCUAAAUUAAAUUCUAAAGGGCCGAGUCCCGUCCGAAAAUCUGAUAAUGAUAUUGAAAACGAGAAUAAUUAUAUAACCGGAUCAGAGCGUGUCGUAAAUAACGAAAUGAAAAAGCGCCUAAGAAUAUAUCGGCGUGGUAUUUCCGAGAUAGAACCAAGACAUCAAGUUACUAAGUUACUGCCAAAGAAGCGACGACACUCGAUAAGCAGUGCAAUAAGGAUGUCGAGAACUUCUUCAUCAGAAAGUAUAGACGACGCAGAUAUCGUACUGAACCGAUUAAAGCGAAGAAUAGUAAAAAACAAAAUGAGAGAGAAACGUCGAAGAAUUGGCAAUAAGAACUCAGAUAAAGACGCUAGCGUCAAAAGCGAGGCUUCAGAAUAUCGGCACGAUGCGGGGCCCGGGGCCCUUGUGAGGUCAAACCUCGCAAUGGGCUCCAAUAUAAGCCAGCACUCCUGCAAAGGGCUCAAGGGGCGCCGAGCACGAUCCAGCGGAGACUUGUGUAAUGGAGAAACGAAGAGUCAGACGGAAUCAUCUGUGUGUGGUUCGGUGGUCGGUGAAUCUAUGGGAUGGAAUAGAUCCCUGCCUAACCACCUGGAUGGAAACCGACAUCUAGCUGACUACAGCAGGGUCAAUAACAGUUAUGGUGAAUUCGCAACCUAUAAUCGGUGUCAUCCAAAAGGAGGGCGAGGACUGCGAUACAGGAUCUCAAAAUCUGGUUCCGACGCUGAACCAGUAUGGAAGCUGCAAGAUCCAGGUUUCGACCAAGGCUAUGGCUCCGAGCGAUCUCCAGAAGAUGAUUACGUCCCGCCAAUACCACCUGCCAUAUCCCUUGAGGAAUACGAGGCUGAACUUCGUGCCAUAUACCCUUUCAUCGCUGAUGAAAACACAUUUACAGUAGUAGUGGAGAAAGACGGACGGGGGCUGGGUAUGUCUGUGUGCGGAGGGGGUGGUCUAGUGAGGAUCCGAAGGUUGUAUCCUCCGCAGCCAGCCUGGAAGACGGGCAAACUAGCGCAAAAGGACUUGCUACUCUCAGCUAACGGAGUUCCUUUAGCAGGACUUAGUACCUACGAAGCGCUAGAAGUCCUCAGAACAGCUGCUUCUACAGUAGAGCUAAGAGUGUGUCGGCCCCCUCCAGAUGUACUAGAGAGUAUAACACCUCCGGAUCCUCCGACUCCACCCGCGAGGACACCACACCCUCCCCACUUGCCUCUGGAUCCUCUCAACUGUCAUCCUCUGCAUGCAAGGUUAUCUCAAACAACAAGCAGCGCCACCACGUCAUCGUCGGAAGGUCGAGGAAAACGGGAUGUGAGCCCCGAAGACAGGAGACAUGACUUGCAUUUACCAGGUCUGGAGCAACCUUUGCCUGUGUAUGACAUCCAAUAUGGGGAUGACGGAUCUGUGGAGUUUGACAUAGUGAUGACAAAGGUAAACGGUUCCCUCGGCUUCACACUUCGCAAAGAGGAUCACAGCGCCCUCGGCCACUACGUGCGCGCCUUGGUACGAGAGCCAGCACUCAGCGACGGUAGAAUACAACCUGGAGAUAGAAUUGUUGCGGUAAACGACACGUCAAUGUCAAAUAUGUCGCAUGCAGACGCGGUUGCAUUUUUACGUGCAUGUGGCUCUGAAGUAAGACUCCGACUGUACCGCGACCACGCUGCCACGCCGCUAUCGCCCAUGUCGCCUAAGGAGGAAGGGCCAAAUGAUUCCGAGUGUUCCAUCAACAGGCCUAAACCACCCCUGAGAGCGGAAGCAGUAUCAAUGUUGUGUGACUUGGCAGCUCGUCGCUUGACACCAGAUGCACCCGAUGGCUCUCGUUCUCCGUGCCUCUCACCAAGGAAGUUUAGGAAGCUCACCAAGGACAAUAACCACUACGAACAACCUAAUGUAAUAACGCAGAACUAUGAAUUAAACAAUCUGGAUAACGAUACGUUGGACGCCCCAAAUGCGUAUAAUGAAGAUUCAAAGCAGAGAUACAACGAGCAUGCAUUCCCUGUAGACUCCGGAGAACCCGUUUCAAUGCCAGUGGAACUAUCAAGUGAUGAAAAUUUUAAACAUUCAAACCCAGCGUAUCAAAGUGCCGUUUUACAUAGCUCUACCAAUGAUACUGCUUCUGACAAAGAUGACGGUAACACACUGAAGAAAUGGAAAGCUUUAGCAUUAUCACCGGAUAAUGAGAGGAAAAGUAAAGCAUACGUCACCGAAGAGCACCCAAAGCCUCCAAAAGUGGAUUGUGUUCAGAAGGAAAAUAUAGAACCUCUCGAAGAUGAACCAGUUAGUGAUGAGCCUACGAUAGUGACUGUAGAAUUGAAUCGUGGCUGGAACAGCAGGCUUGGAUUCAGCGUCCAGAGUCAUCCAGAUUCUGAACAGAGCUACAUCUCGGCAGUUUACAACGACAGUGUAGCUGCCCGGGAUGGCAGGCUUCGCCGCGGUGACGUCAUUUUACAGGUGAACGACGAAAAUGUAACAUCAAUGAAGACCCCAGAGGUAAUAGAUUUGCUGCGCAUUCUCCGUGGUUCGAUUUGUAUAACUGUCCUGAGGCCACCAAACGCACAGUCUAACUAAUGAACAGUGUUUCCUUCGACAACAUUCUAGGACAAAUUAAAUAAAUUCCAACUAUGAUGUUACAUAAUAAACGGCUCAAUAUAUUUUUGUAAGGGAAGCGUUCUCUUUUAGGAUUGCCAAGUCGAAACCUCACAUCAGACAAGAACCGUUCAGUCAAUACCCAGGUAAUAGCUUGUUUCCGUCUUUGGCUCAAGAAUUUGUGUCUAAGACUAAGAUCUAUAGAGACUUAGACUCUGCUCAGAUUUUUAAGAGAGAGUAAGAGAGUUUAAGUCCACCAUAACGACGACGUAGAAAACACUUAGACUAUAAUCCGAACAAAAAGGAGAUCAACAAUUCCUUGCGUCAUCACAACAGCUGUUGUUCGACGGUUUAAAAUUACCGUAUAAUACUCGGUCUGGUGUCACCCAUAGCUGUCACGUAUCUAAAAAUGCGUUCCGUUUCUCAUACCAAAUACGUGAACAAGUCCGUAUAAAUUAUUCAUCAAUUUCCACUUAUUUUAACUAAUAAUUUAAUAAGUUUCGGAUAAGUACCAUAAGUACCUACUAUUAUAAUUUAGUAUACUUACUUAGUUAUUGUUUAUGUUUGUUUAAUAAUAAUCGGCAAUGUACGGCGCCUAUUUCUGCCGUGAAGCAGAAAUGUGUAAGAGUAAAAGAGGGCGCCAUAGCUAGUGAAAUUACUUGGCAAAUGAGACUUAACAUCUUAUGUCUCAAGGUGACGAGCGCAUUUGUCAUGCCGCUCUGAAUUAUUGGGAUUUUCAAGAAUGCUGAGCGGCACUGCAUUGUAAUAGGCAGGGCGUAUUAAUUACCAUCAACUGAACGUCCUGCUCGUCUCGUCCCUUAGGAACUGUCAUAAAUAAGUGUAUAUUGAAACGUGGUUGACCUUUCUACUGGGCUGUCUUAGCGUAAGUUCGCCGUAAUCUCAGUCAUAUGUCUAUAAAUACCUAUUCAAAGAUUGCGCUAAGAUUGAACUCAGCUAAGUAUUACGUAAGAAAAGUCUGAGCAAAGUCAAAGAUUUGGACAGUCAAAAAGAUUCAAACAUAUUUCGAUGACUUUGACUAAUACAUCUUGUUAGACUUGAGGUUUGACUUGCAACAGACCACAUACGCAACAAGCUCAGAACCGACAGAGCUUCGAAGUUUGACAAUGUAACAAUAUGUAAUGGAAUUAAUUACAUGUAAAUAAAUAUAUUUGAAAAACAUGUGAGCCACUUCAGGUACAGGAUUAGAUUAUUUACACAAAAUAUUGUAUACAUCGCUACCACUAUAUUUCAGUUGUCAUAUUAUUAAAGUUCCUAAAGGAAACUUAUUCUAAAACAUGUAUUGCUUAAAAUAAGAUCAUUGUAGUAAUUCGUUAGGGAAUUGAUCUCUUUGUGUAUAAGUAAUUCUUUAAUAAGCACGAGUGAAAACUAACAACGAAAAUACAAAGACGAAACAACAAUAAAAUAUAAUUUUACAUGGAGUUUGUCAAAUCAUACUUCAUUACAGGGUGAGGUGAGUUUUAGUAACAUAUUCUAUAAAAUCUGCGUGUUUAAUUCUAAAUUAUUGACAGAUCUAUUAAUUACGUGUGUAUUAGAAUUAACUUUCUUGAAUCUCUAGUGUUUUGUGAUAUAAUUUUCUGAGAAUAAACUAGGUUUAACCGAAAGUAUUUAUGAAGAUCCUAUUUAUUUUUUCAUAUUAUCUACAUUUAGGGGGUAGUCAAGUUAUGUCCGGUAAAAUCAUAAAAUUUUAAAGAAAUGAGUAAUAUUAACGUUUUCUUCACUAAGCGCAGGCUACUAAAACUACUUACAAAACUAAAAUACAUGUACUAUUUUAUUUUAUUAUACAUAGGGACUUACACAGUUAUAACUAUCUAGUUAUAGCUGUAGUUAUAUCAGGCGAUCUCGCCUGCUUAUAAUACCUAUCUUUGCAAUUUCAAUAGUCAUAUUUAGAUCGGCUUUGAAUAUAAUGGUUUUAAGAUAAUAAUUAAUAAUAGCUCUUAUUCAAUUAAUUGUUAACUUCUGAUAAAAUAUUUACUAUAUUAUUAUGUUCAGCAAUCAGCAAGUGCCCGAGAAAUUUGCGUUACAACGCCGUCUAUCGAGCUUAGGGGAAGCUCGGACUCGAAAAACUAUAUUAUUGAAAUAAUAUAUAUCAGUGAUUUUUGCUGAAAAAUUAUUUAGUAACAAGUAUUUCCAAUCAUUAAAUAAUCUUUAGACUACUGAAGAUUAUCAACAACCUUUAAAAUAACAUAACCUUACUACUGAAUUUGUUACAAUGUUUUAGUUUUUAAAUGUAGAUACACAUUUGUGUUCAACGAAGUUUGUAAUAAUUCCUUAAUAAACUUUUGGGUGUCGUUCUACAAACCUAUGAAUAAUUAUUAUAUUAUUUGUUAGUUUGUGAGUACAUUACCGACAUAGCUUGACUUAUUGACACGAAUUGUAUCAGCGCAUUACGUGCGUGACGGGAUUGUAUGUUCACAUUGAUUUUAUACAAACAGUAUUAAAAUAGCAAACUAUAUUACCUAGUAACUAAUUGUAGCACAGCGGACACCUUAGAUAGGUCAUAAUAGUCAUUAGUUACUAAAGAUUUGAUUAUAAUAAUUAAUAUGCUUUUGCCCUACACAGCAUAUAUUAAUAAGAUAUUUUGUAUUUAAUAAUAAGAUAGUGUAAUCUAUUGAUGCUAAAACUAUCGAUUCAAUUAAAGUAACUUUGAUCCGAAGAUUCUAAUACAUUGGCUACAUAUUUUAUGAAGAAAAAAUCGUCGCUUGGCAUUAAAAAAUCAAGGUGCACUUCUUUUCAAUUAAAUUUAAAUAAAUUUAUUGCAUUUUAAUUCAUGCAUACCUUGGAUUUUAGUCUGCAAAAACAAUAGCUGCUAAUAAAAAACUGUAUUAUUAAGAUUUAAUAUAAACUUAGGUAAAUAUGAAAUUAAGUUUGGAACGCACUAAUGAUUACUAUAAAUAUGUUAUACUUACGAAUAAAUCAAAAUUAAUCUAUGUAUUUAUGCUAUAUUUUCAUAUUUUGAAGAUUUCACCGUGGGUGAAACACUAGGCAGCUAAACUGUAAUAGGAGAUCGUUAUCCAGGAUACAUUUAUCUAUAAAGAUAUCAAUAAUGAAACCAGUCUCUGCUUGAAUAAUAAUCAAUUAAAUUCAUUUAAAUAUUUUUGUGAAUUUUAUCGAGUCUUUACUGAUUUUGAUUGAGCUAUGAUAAUCUAUUUAAUACUUUGUACAUUAAGCCAUAUAAAAUUACUUUAAAAUCAUUAUUUUACAAAACUUACAUAUUAUUUCUUUAUAACCUUAAAUCUUAAAGUUAUUUACCUACUAUAUUUAACAAGUCAUGAAAAUUCUGACCAUUGUUAAUACAACUUAAACUUAAUAAGUAGUAUAUAAUUAUAUAGAUAUACACUAAGUGUUAUAAAAAAAAGUGAAUCUAAAUUAUUCUUCUAGGUACUGAUGAAUUCUAGUCAUGUCAGAAUUAUGUCAUGCAUUAAUUAAGAAAUUCAAGCAAUUUAUUCGAAUAAUAGGAUCAAAAUUAAAUUCUGAUCGUCGAGAGUUUAUAAAAUUAAAACUCAUUACAAAUAUGAUUAAAUUUGUGAUCCUUCAUUUUUUACCGAUAGAUGUCUCGUAUAACAUAACUGCGUAAUUACAUACACUAUAUACUUAUAUGUACAUACUUAUGUAUGUAUGAUUAAAAUAAUAUGCAACUAUUUUUUAAUACAUUUAUUACUUUCGAAUUAUCAUUAUUAUAUCAAUAUUUAUUAUAUUAUUUUUUCCAAAAAAAAUAUAUUUAUAUAGGUAAUGAAAAAAUAUCUUUCAAACAUUUGAACACCAACGUAAGUAAGCAAAGCGAAAGUGACUUAAAAGUCAAUUUUGCAGUCUAACCUCUCCACUAAUUGUGUGUUUGUUGUUAUGGACUAUGACGUCAUAGUUAUUAGUACACUACAACCAAGCGUGCCAAAAUGGCUGGCACUUACAGUGUCUGCGUCGGCGUCGGUUGGCCAAUUCAUAAAAAUAUUUACUCCACUAUAUUAUAUUCAUAUUAUCAUAUAUCCAGUAUAUAUGCUUAGAAUAUUUUUGUGUUACGAUUAUAUAAAAUUGCUACAAAUUAGAACAAAAUAUUAUUCGUUUUUGUAAUUUUUAUGAACUUUCGACGAACAGACUGUAAGUAUAUUAAAUGUGUAUCGAUGUUAUUCACUGAGAGAUUUUAUGGACAAAUCUUUGAAUGGCAAAUUUUACAUUGAUAAAGUAAUAAAAAACAAUAAAUUAUUGUGUUUAAAAUGUAUUCUUCAAGACUGAAAGACCUGGGACUUACCGAACAGUUUUCUAAAAUACGAUCCCAAAAGUCAAUAAUGUGAAAAAUAUAACGCGAAUAUUGAAUGGGCGGCUGUAAAUUUAAAUAAUGCUAACUAUUAAUUUAAAAUAAAUAGGUAUUCGUUACAGAAAUCUGUCUUAUUCAUUAUUACUUGAGUUAGGUGAGCUUAUUAUGGUUGAUAAUUAAUAAAAUGGAUUUUUUUAAUUCUUAUGAAUAUGAAAAGUAUCUCGCUAGUGUAGGUUUAUGACAACUCAAACUGAUUGCAGAUCAUCCUAUUGUUUGUUAAAUAACGGCCUUCUAUAUUGUUGUUUAAAAAUUACAUAAAUACAUAUUAUGUUAUCAAUGUAAAAUAUGUUUAUCUGUUAGUAUUGUAGAAAUAUACCAGCUAUAUAUAAAUUUUAUUUAGUAUGAUUCGCAUACUAUAAAACGAAAACAAACUGAUAUUCUAAAGUUAUUGUGAUGGAUUUGUGUUAGAUAUACUGUUAUAUAAAAUAAUAUAUUGUGAAGUAAUUAAAUAUAGUAGUAGAUAGAACUUAGAUGUAGCAGCAGAUAUUUUAACAAUGGUUUACCAUUACAAGUUAAAUAUAAGUUAUUUGAAAUGCAAUGUUGUAAUAAGGGUUAAAUUUCAAAUUAUACUAUGUGUAGAAGAAAAUUCUAUUUCCUAUUAAAAUAUAUGAUAAAUUUACAAUAUAAUAAAGUUAUCUCUAAAUUAAAGUCAUGCAUCAACACAAACCAAAUUUUAUUAAUAUAAUUUUUUCUAUAUAAAUCUGUUAUUUUGUUUAAAAAAAUAAAAGACAUUUAUUAUUUUACAAUAAUAUACUUGUUUUUAAACACGUAAGUACCUAUAUAAAAGUUAGCAAAAAAUUAUUGAUUAUUAAGUAAAUAUUAUAAAAAAAAUACUUUUUUAAGGAUUAAAACGCGUUUAGGUACUUGUUACUCUAUUUUUACAUUAGGUAUUUUCGUAAAAGUUACAUUUUAAAAAUAGUACCCCUGAAAACGUGCUCCUGCAAAGGUCACGAAACGUCGAGUUAAAUAAAUAUAUUAUAAAAAAGUAAAUUUACGCAAAUUUACAUUUAUGUAAAAAAAUGCGGUAAGAAAAAACGCGUUCUAAUACUUUAAAAAGUAUUUUAUUUAAACGUGUAACACUCGCUUUAAUCAGAAAGAAUAAGUACUAAAUUAAUAAGUAUAGAAAUGCCAUUAGAUCUUUUAUUAUUCCUUAAUUUAGUUCUGAAUCAAUCCACAUCAGAUCUGACAAAUGAAUAACAAAGUUGUAGAAUAGAUGCAAUUAUAGUCCCACAACUGUGUGCGCGACCGUCCCACGGGGUGACAGACGAUAGCGGGGACGGGGACUAAGAUGUUAGCGGGUAGCGGGUGGUGUAGCGGGGAGGGGCAUCGUGUGAGACACCCGCUGACUUCUUAGUACCCCAUCCCCGCCACCGUGUGGCGUAGUUAGGACUAUAAUAGAAGUUUAAUAGUAUUAAAUUAAUACCGAUAUUAUACAUGGUACUUUCAGAAGAAUCUUAAGAUUUAUAAGAAAUCAGGAACAACAGAUGAAAGCAAUCUAAAUUUAUAGCCUUUUAGAUUCGUUGAUUGAACACACUCGGGCUAACUUUAAUAUAUUUUGUGAGAAAAUUGAACCAUAAUAUUAUUACUGUAAAUAAUUCAUAAUAAUAAAGUAUCAUAUUAAUGAGUA